AUGUUUGGGAGCAAAUCGGAAAUGAUGGGGAUCGACGUGUGUGAAUUUGGGGGCCAGCUUUUGGAACUUAUGUGGAUGUCCGUGUGUUAUAGAGACAAAAUGGCGGACAGAAACGAAAUCAAGCCCGUUGGAGAGGAUUCUGAGGAUGAGGUUGACCUGAGUUAUAAGGCACCUGAGAAGAAAUCCGUACAAGAACUCCAGGAGAUGGACAAAGAUGACGAAAGUUUGAUGAAAUACAAACAGGCUUUGCUUGGAAGCUUGCCAACUUCUGUGGAUCCUAACAUCCCCAAUGUGCAAGUAAUUCGGAUGGAGUUGGUAUGUACUGAGGCCCCAGCACCCAUCAAAAUGGAAUUAGCAGGCAAUGUAGGAACAUUGAAAGAGCACAUCUAUAUCCUAAAGGAGGGUUCCAGUUACAGGAUUAAAAUUACAUUUAUGGUCAACAGGGAAAUUGUAUCUGGGCUGAAAUAUGUAAUGCAUACCUUCAAGACCGGAAUUAAAGUUGACAAAGAGACGCACAUGGUUGGCAGCUACGGGCCUCGGAGCGAACCGUAUGAAUUCCUAACGCCACAAGAGGAUGCUCCAAAAGGAAUGAUUGCCCGCGGGAAGUAUACCAUUAAGUCCUACUUCACAGAUGACGACAAAACCGACCACUUGUCCUGGGAUUGGAAAUUGGAUAUAAAAAAGGAGUGGAAGGACUAG
Staurois parvus is the source of this 699-nucleotide messenger RNA. NCBI's taxonomy places the organism in Eukaryota, Metazoa, Chordata, Amphibia, Anura, Ranidae. The record is from the annotation of a GenBank genome assembly.